Messenger RNA from Punctularia strigosozonata HHB-11173 SS5, 1935 nucleotides. RefSeq lists its product as uncharacterized. Bases 1 to 1935 code for a protein of 644 amino acids. Gene Ontology annotation, molecular function: protein binding. The record is from RefSeq and is a predicted model, not a curated record. The transcript is spliced from 9 exons. Gene Ontology annotation, cellular component: cytoplasm; spliceosomal complex. Gene Ontology annotation, biological process: mRNA cis splicing, via spliceosome. NCBI's taxonomy places the organism in Eukaryota, Fungi, Basidiomycota, Agaricomycetes, Corticiales, Punctulariaceae.
AUGUCACCUCGACGCGACAAAAGCUCCGCCCGCGAUGAUGACGACCGUGACACCAAAAGACGAAGGAGCCGCAGCAAGGAUAAAGAGGGCCACAGCUCACGUAGAAGGCGCCGUACACGUAGUCGCAGCCGAGACGAUGAAAAGAAGGACAAGAAGCGCAAACGCGACAAGUCUGAGGAGCGCAAAUUAAGGAAAGCAGAGAAGAAGCGCAUGCGGGAAGAGGAGGAGGCUCGACAGAUCGCCGAGUUGAGUGUCUACAGCGCGGCCGACAAUCCCUUCCACGAUGCAAACCUCGGGCAGCAGUUCCGCUGGCACAAGAAGACUGAGAAGGAGAAGAAAUCGGGCUUGUCGCUUGCGGAGGCGCAACGCAAGGAGGCCUUGCGACGUCAGGAAGCGAAGGAGGAACUGGAGAGACUAAAUAGACGCCGUGCGGAGAGAGAGGCAGAACAAAGGCUGAGGGAGGAAGAAGAAAUCCGAAUGCAGCGCUUGGCGGAGUCCGCGCAGAUGGCGGAAUGGACGGCGAAGGAGGGUGACUGGAAGCUUGAGCAAGAAAGGCGGCGGGCCGCCAUUCGCAUCAAAGAGAAGAGGGCGAAAGCCAUCGAUUUCUUAGCUCUGAAUCUACAAUACGCGAACCCUGGACAAGAAGAAGAGGAAAAGGACGAAGACGCUGGUCUGGAAAUUGAUCUGGAUGAGCCGUACAAUAUCUUUGACAACCUUACCCCUCAGGAGGUGGAUGAAUUGCACGACGAUAUCCAGAACUAUCUUUCUUUGGAACAUGCAGAGACUAACAUCGACUUCUGGACUAAUAUGAUGGUGGUUUGCAAAGACCGCAUAGACCGUAACAAAGCCAACGAACGUAUGGGAGUCGAGGCUGCGGCAGCUGUGGAGGCAGAUAUCAACAAGCUGCUCUCUGGGAAGUCCUAUGAGCAUUUGGUGGCACUACAGAAGUCUAUCCAGAACAAAUUGUCCAGCGGAGAACCAGUGGACGUUGAUUAUUGGGAGAACCUCUUGAAGAAGUUACUUGUGUGGAAAGCCAAAGCAAAGUUGAAAUCCUUCCACGAAGUCGUCAUACGCAACAGAUUGGAAUUACUACGGAAGAGGCAGAGGGACGAAGCCCUCCAAGCGCAGGAGGAGCUUCUGGCCGGUGUUGCGAAAGCAGUGCAAAGAGGCGAAGCUCGGCCUGAAAUUGUCGAGCAGCCUGCGGAAGUGGAGACGUCGGCGACCGAACCCGCCGAUACUUAUGACCGAAUUAUGAGUCCCGAACCCAUCGAUAUCAGGAAGUUAACUCAUGAAGAUCGCCAAGCACCCAUUGUUACUGUCCUCGAAGACAAGAGAAAUCUAUUUGCACAGCGCCGUCAAGUGAUUGCUUCCCGUUUUGUACCCAAGACUGAACCAGCGGCUGCGAAGGAGGAAGACGUACGGGCCCCGGCGAGUGUUCUGGAUUCCAUGGCUUCCGAAGCCAUCUACCGCAUGGACCUUGAGCAGGACUUGGACGAAGAUGAGGAAGAAGAAAUCUUCAAUCUUGAAGAGAAUAUUGAAUCCUCCACGUCUUAUAACUGGGAAGAUAAGUAUCGGCCUAGAAAACCACGAUACUUCAAUCGCGUUCACACCGGAUACGAAUGGAACAAGUAUAACCAAACGCACUAUGACACGGAUAACCCUCCCCCGAAGGUCGUUCAAGGCUACAAGUUCAACAUAUUUUACCCGGAUCUCAUUGAUAAAUCGAAAGCUCCCACAUACAAAAUCAUCAAAGAGCCUGGGAAUGAAGAUACGGUCUUGCUUUACUUCAGUGCUGGCCCACCUUACGAGGAUAUAGCAUUCAGAAUAGUGAAUCGCGAGUGGGAAUAUUCUCAUAAGCGCGGUUUCCGUAGUAGUUUCGAUCGAGGUUGCCUGUCCUUAUGGUUCAAUUUCCGCCGGAAUUUCUACCGCAAAUAA